UCCAAAGGGCUGCCCAGAGAGCAGGAUGCCCGCCGAAGAGGCGGCGACGAGCGACAAAAAGCCGAAGCAGAAUGGCUGGCGGGCGCUCCUUCGCGCGCGGCGGCGCCGCGAGAAGCGGGAGAAGCGGCAGGAGAUGAUGAUCAACCACAAGCCGAGCCUCUUCCGCUGGCCCACGCGGGCUCUUCCAGCGGUGGCCGGCUGCCGCACGGAGCCCCACAAGCCGUGUUGCGUCAGCUGCGACCAGAACGUCGGCUCGCAUUUGGUCCUCGACCUUGGUGCUCGGCUGCUGGCGACGAGAUCCGCAUUCCAAGCGAUCGAGGUCUUCGACACGGAGGCUUUCGGCCACGUGAUGACCAUCGACGGCGAUCUGCAGCUUACGGAGCUCGACGAGUGCCACUACCACGAGAUGAUGGUCCACGUGCCGCUCGCCUCGAGAAAACCCGGCGCCGGCGCGCCGCGCGUGUUGAUCAUCGGCGGCGGCGACGGCGGCUGCGCGCGCGAGGCGCUGCGCUGGCCCGGCGCGACCGUCACGCUCGUCGACAUCGACGCCGCCGUCCUCGACGCCGCGCGGCGCUUCUUCCCGGCGUGCGCCGCGGGCCUCGACGACCCGCGCACGGAAGUUCACGUUUCAGACGGCGCCGCGUUCGCGGCGGCGGCGGCUGCGCGCGGCGACACCUACGACCUCGUCAUCUGCGACUCGACGGAUUGUAGCGCAGCAGAACGAGCGUCCGGGACGCUCUACACGGACGCCUUUUUCGUCUCAGUCGCGGCGCUCGUAGCGCCGGGCGGCUUCUUCUGUAGAAAUUAUACAAGUCUGCUCCUGUGCACAUGGAAAUCAAAAUUUCACGGCGCGUUCGCUGAAUCGUCGCGUCGACCUCCACGCCAUCGACGCGACGCCUGCUCGACGGCGUGUGCACCCGACGCACUGUUUGAUUUCCACACAGGUCUCCUCUGGAAUACUGAUGAAGCCGCAGCGACGCUGCCCCGCUACGCCGCGCAUUUCGCGCACGCUAGCCCUUUUGUAUGGAAUCAACCGACAUACUCGUCGGGCUCCUACUCGGCCCUCCUCUGCGGCGCCGCCGCGCCGUGCGCGACGCGUGACCUCGCCGCCAUCGCCGCGACCCUCGGCGAGACGGACUACUGGACGCCCGCGGUUCACCGCGCAGCAUUCGCUCUCCCCGCAUUCGUGGCGCGCCGCAUGAGUCCCUCAGCGCCCCCCGCGCCGCCCAACGAGUCCUAGUAGCACUAUAACAAAAUUAAAAAAC
This is a messenger RNA of Pelagomonas calceolata, 1265 nucleotides long. The record is from the annotation of a GenBank genome assembly. Lineage: Eukaryota; Pelagophyceae; Pelagomonadales; Pelagomonadaceae.